Acanthosepion pharaonis is the source of this 2157-nucleotide messenger RNA. The record is from the annotation of a GenBank genome assembly. NCBI's taxonomy places the organism in Eukaryota, Metazoa, Mollusca, Cephalopoda, Sepiida, Sepiidae.
AUGUAUCUAUCUAUUCAGUCUUUUACAUAUCCCAUCCAUCUAUGUAUCUAUCUAUUCAGUCUUUUACAUAUCCCAUCUAUCUAUUUUAUCUAUCUAUUCAGUCUUUACAUAUCCCCAUUCAUCUAUCUAUCUAUUCAGUCUACACAUCCCAUCCUUCAUCUAUCUAUUCAUUAUUCAGUCCUUUACAUAUCCCAUCUAUUCAUGUAUCUAUUCAGUCUUUACAUAUCCUAUCUAUCUAUCUAUCUAUCUAUUCAGUCUUUAUAUCUAUCUAUCUAUCUAUGUAUCUAUCUAUUCAGUCUUUACAUAUCCUAUCUAUCUAUCUAUCUAUCUAUCUAUCUAUCUAUUCAGUCUUUACAUAUCCUAUCUAUCUAUCUAUCUAUCUAUUCAGUCUUUACAUAUCCUAUCUAUCUAUGUAUCUAUCUAUUCAGUCUUUACAUAUCCUAUCUAUUCAUUCAUCUAUCCCAUCAUCCAUCUAUUCAGUCAUCUGAUCAUAUCCCACAUAUCCCAUUCAUCUAUCUAUCCAUUCAGUCUUUCAUAUUCCCAUUCAUCCCAUGUAUCAUCUAUUCAGUCUUACAUAUCCAUAUCUAUCUAUCUAUUCAUCUAUAUCCAUCUAUCUAUCUAUCCAUCUAUCUAUCUAUUCAUUCUUUUACAUCCAUCCAUCCAUUCAUUCAUCUAUCUAUCUAUCCAUUCAUCAUCUAUCCCAUCCAUCUAUCUAUUCAGUCUUUACAUAUCCCAUUGUAUUCAUCCAUCCAUCUAUCUAGUCUAUCACAUAUCUAUUCAGUCAUUUAUCCAUCUAUCUAUCUAUCAUCCAUUCAUCUAUUCAGUCUUUUACAUAUCCCAUUCAGUUUUUCCAUCAUCCAUUCAUUCAUCUAUCUAUCUAUUCAUCUAUUCAGUCUUUACAUAUCCCAUAUCUAUCUAUCUAUCUAUCUAUCUAUUAUCCCAUUCAUCUAUCUAUUCAUCCAUUCAUCUAUCAUAUCUAUUCAGUCUUUACAUAUCCCAUUCAUCUAUCUAUCUAUCUAUCUAUCUAUCUAUUCACAUCCUUAUCUAUCCCAUCUAUCCAUCUAUUCAGUCUUUACAUAUCCCAUCCAUCUAUCUAUCUAUCUAUCUAUCUAUUCAGUCUUUACAUAUCCUAUCUAUCUAUCUAUCUAUCUAUUCAGUCAUUUAUCCAUCCCAUCCAUCUAUCCUAUCUAUUCAGUCUUUUACUAUCCCAUUCAUUCAUCUAUCUAUCUAUCUAUUCAGUCUUUACAUAUCCCAUCUAUUAUGUAUUCAUCUAUUCAGUCUUUACAUAUCCUAUCUAUAUAUCUAUCUAUCUAUUCAGUCUUUACAUAUCCCACCUAUCUAUCUAUCUAUCUAUUCAGUCUUUACAUAUCCCAUCUAUCUAUCUAUCUAUCUAUUCAGUCUUUACAUAUCCCAUUCAUUCAUCUAUCUAUUCAGUCUUUUACAUAUCCCAUUCAUUCAUCCAUCUAUGUAUCCAUCUAUUCAGUCUUUUUUACAUAUCCCAUCCAUCUAUCUAUCUAUCUAUUCAUCUAUCCAUCAUCUAUUCAUCUAUUCACAUAUCCUAUCUAUUCAUCUAUUCAGUCUUUUACACAUCCCAUCCAUCCAUCCAUCCAUCUAUCUAUUCUAUCAUCUAUCCACAUCCCAUCCCAUCCCCCAUCCAUCUAUUCAGCCCUUACAUAUCCCAUCCAUCUAUCCAUCCAUCCAUCCAUCCAUCCAUCCAUCCAUCCAUCCAUCCAUCUAUCCAGUCCAUCAUAUCCCAUCCAUCCAUCCAUCCAUCUAUUCAUCAUUUAUCUAUCCAUCCAUCUAUCUAUCUAUCAUCAUUCAUCCAUCUAUUCAUCUUUACCAUCCAUCCAUUCAUCUAUUCAGUCUUUACAUAUCCCAUCCAUUCAUCUAUCUAUCUAUCAUAUAUCCAUCUAUUAUCUAUCCAGUCAUUCAUCCCAUCUAUCUACCCAUUCAUUCAUCUAUUCAGUCUUUACAUAUCCCAUUCAUCUAUCUAUCUAUCUAUUCAUCUAUCUAUUCAUCUAUUCAGUCUUUAUAUCUAUCCAUCUAUCUAUUCAUCUAUCUAUCUAUCUAUCUAUCUAUCUAUCUAUCUAUCUAUCUAUCUAUCUAGUAUCUAUCUAUCAGUCUGUACAUAUCCUAUCUAUCUAUCUAUCUAUCUGA